GGUGAUACAUUAAUAUAUUAAUUAAAAAUAAAUAUUUAUUUGCACUCAUACAGCUUUGAACCAUGAAAAGGUUCAAAUUCAUAUUUGUGUGCUGAUUUUGUCUCCCAGUCAUGUCAGUCCUGAACAGUACAGACACAGGUUCGCCUGUUUAGCCUUCACGGUGAUGGACUAUGACUGGCUCUCCACCAACGACUUUGCCGGUGAGGCCUUGGCUCCUCUCAGUGACUUCUGCUGGCCGGGGAGACCGAACUCAUCAGCAGCUGGCAAGAGUGUGCAGCCGGUCAUUUUGCACCUGUCUCGCAGUAAACCCAGCGAGAAGCCAAUCAUGAGGAUGCUGGAAGCUCGCAUCGGGGACAGGGAGGCUCAGGAGUUUGUCCGCAGGCUGAAGGAGAUUGAGAAGUCUAUGGAGGAGGAGUGAAAUCCAUCAGUGCUGCCCGUGUCCGUGUUUUCUGAGCUCGUAUGGCAAUCUGUGCUUUUGUACUGGUACGAUGUUUACAAUAUUUUUUUUUUUCCCUCUCCCACUAUUGUUAUUCGCUUGGUAAUUACACCAAAACAAAAAAAAAACAAAAAAAAAAAAAAAGAGAAAAAGGAGAACAGUGGAGGUUUUGGACUUGAAAAAUGAACAUUCUGUCACUGUGCAAACCUAUGCCUAUGUCUUUUUUUAGACUUUAGAUGAUCGUAGAUGUUUUAGUCUAUAUUUUUUCUGCAAGUAAAUAAUCUUUGUUGUAUGAUCUUUGAUAUGAUAUAUUUAACACUUUAGAUCUAUUUUGUGGAAGUAGCUUACAUAUCCAAACUCAAAAUAUAAAAUCUAUACCUCAGUUGUGCUCAUUAGUCACAGGAGAGACAUUUCUUGUUCUCAACAAUCCGAAUCAAGAUGGCGUGCAAAAAUGCCUAGAGAGAAAGUUAAAGAAAAAGUGCACAGGGAUUUUCCAAAAUAUAAUGCUGAUAUCACAC
This is a messenger RNA of Cynoglossus semilaevis (tongue sole), 954 nucleotides long. RefSeq names its product BAI1-associated protein 3-like. The record is from RefSeq and is a predicted model, not a curated record. Gene Ontology annotation, molecular function: SNARE binding. Gene Ontology annotation, cellular component: secretory vesicle; late endosome membrane; trans-Golgi network membrane. The transcript has 2 exons. Gene Ontology annotation, biological process: positive regulation of neurotransmitter secretion; regulation of dense core granule exocytosis. NCBI's taxonomy places the organism in Eukaryota, Metazoa, Chordata, Actinopteri, Pleuronectiformes, Cynoglossidae. Bases 164 to 418 code for a protein of 84 amino acids.